GGAGGCGAGGGGGCGUGUCCCGGUAGUGGGAAGCGGGGAGCCGGGAGCGCGGCGCGGCGGUGACCGGGACGCACCGGGCGGGCUCCCGAGCAGCGGCGAUCCCAAAGGAUGGCCUUUUCCUGCCCGUGCCUUUGAAGUUCGGCGCAAGGACGAUCGCUGCGGGGACACAUGGCCACGGCCAGCAAGGGCAGCAAGGCGAAGGGGGGGUCUGUGCGCUUCGCCCCGGCGCAGCCCCCCGAGGGCACCCACGGCCACGUCCACUUCGAGGAGAAGCUCCACGAUUCAGCGGUGAUGGUGACGCAGGAGAAGGACGGCAGCUUCCUGGUCAAGGUGGGAUUCCUGAAGAUCCUGCACAAGUACGAGAUCACGUUCCUGCUGCCGCCGCUGCGGAGCCUGGGCAGGGACGUGUGUGCUGUUCCCCUGCCCAACCUCAACCUCCGCGUCACCGGCAUCACCCCCCUGCCUGAAGGUUACAGUGUGAAGUGCGAGUACACGGCGCACAAGGAGGGGGUGCUGAAGGAGGAGAUGGUCCUGGCCAGCGAGGCCGGCGAAGGAGCCACCAUCAGGGUCGUGGUCCAAGCCCGUGUCAUGGACCGGCACCACGGCACCCCGAUGCUGCUGGAUGGGGUGCGCUGCAUCGGCGCCGAGCUGGAGUACGACUCGGAGCAGAGCGACUGGCACGGCUUCGACUAGACCCCCCCGCCCCCCCGUGAGGAUGGAGCCCACAUGGAAACAGGGACAAAUCCCACCCCAACCCCCCCCCAUGUCAAUGGGGUCACCAUGAGCGGGGGGUCCCCCAGUGCCGGAGCCUCGGGGAAGGGACCCACUCGCUGCCUCCGGCUCUCUUGCUGAUUUCCCCCCCGCUUUCCUCCUCAGAGCACCCCAGGAAAGGGAUGUUUGGGGGUGUCGGAGCCCCUCAGGGGAAGGUUUUGCCUCUUGGGGUGCGGAGCUGAGCUGGACCAGGGCAGGAUCCGGCAGUGGAGGGGGCCAGGUCCCCAGGGCUGCCCCUGGGACAGAGCCCGUCCGUGUCCUCGUGUUGCAGCCAUCGCCUUGGUCUUGGUCCAGUUUGCCCUUUCCCCCUCCAGUUUUCCCUUUUCCCCCCCUAGUUUGCCCUUUCCCCCCCCAGUUUGCCCUUUUCCCCCCUCUUUCCUUGGUUUUCCACCCAGGAAGCCCCAUGGUACACGGACCAGGAGCAGUGGCUCAGUUCUGACAGCAACAGGAGGCUUCAUGUGCCUAUAUAUAUAGAUAUAAAUAUAUAGAUAUAUAUAUACAUGUAUGUGUGGGGGUUAAGUACAAACCUAUAGAGGUAAAGAAUAAAUUGCAGCUGGGGGGGGCUGGAGCCCCGUUCACCCCCAUUGAACCCCCAAA
This is a messenger RNA of Strigops habroptila (Kakapo), 1368 nucleotides long. RefSeq names its product chromosome 7 C20orf27 homolog (gene ADISSP). The transcript is spliced from 6 exons. The coding region runs from base 169 to 693 and encodes 174 amino acids. Lineage: Eukaryota; Metazoa; Chordata; Aves; Psittaciformes; Psittacidae. The record is from RefSeq and is a predicted model, not a curated record.